This is a messenger RNA of Paramacrobiotus metropolitanus, 2180 nucleotides long. RefSeq lists its product as uncharacterized. The transcript has 4 exons. The coding region runs from base 616 to 1989 and encodes 457 amino acids. Lineage: Eukaryota; Metazoa; Tardigrada; Eutardigrada; Parachela; Macrobiotidae. The record is from RefSeq and is a predicted model, not a curated record.
GCAAUUAAGGCUGUGUAUUGCCGCGAUAACAAUUAUCUUGUUUACGAGGCAGUCGUGUUUAAUCAGCCCAUUGCACGGCAGCCAAUCGGAGGCUGUGCUCUUCCGUCAAUCGGCAAUUUUCCAUUUGAAUUUUUAAACGGCUUAAUUCAUAACAAUUAGUCCAUGCAGCGCCCCAUGGAAAAUUGCAAAAUACCAGAGGAUGAAAAAUCAGCGCGUUGGCAGAGAGAGAAUCUCAGAAUGAGGAUAGCGUAUGGGCGUGACGUCAUCGGUGUGCGCAAUUUUUCUAUAACGCAGUGCGGGUGAAUGGCUCUGCGUCAUCGAGAGAACGAGACAGACAAGAGAGAAAGAGCGGCAGAGAGAGAGAGAGCUAUAAAGAGACAGAGAGAGGGGCAGAAAGGAGAAAGAGAGACAGAGAGGAUAUUUUCCUUUUCACUCUGGCACACGAGACCGAGGCAAGUUGGCAUUUUCACAUUUCCCUCUUAAUGCAUCCGUGCGUCACUUGAUGAAACAUUUUCCUCCCUCUUGCACAACCUAGUUAACCGGUUCUUCGUUACAAGGAAAACGGGCGACAACCGUCCCACACCGCCCCGCUCGUCGGACCCCGUCCAGCCCAUAAUGCCCAUCGCCACGAGCCACGCCACCGUGUCCCUGCAGUCCCUCAUCACCAAUCCCUCCGUCAUGAACAUCCCCGGCGACGCCGACGACUACGAGUCCGCCUCGCCGGCCUCCUACCGCCGCAAACCGGCCUACACCUACCGUAGCCGCUUUUCCGAUGAGGAGGAGGAGCCGCGCGACGACUACCACCCGCACCCCCUCAUGGAACACCACCACCCCCACCCGGUGCACCGCAAACGCAAGUACGACGCCGCACCGUCGCCGCCACAGCACCACGCCCUGGCUACCAUGCUGGGGCCGGUGACCGCCCCGCGGCGCAGUUUCCUGGAGUUUGCCAUUAAGCCGCAGUGGACCACGUAUGACGAGGAGGAUGAUGAGCCGGAGAUGGAUGAUUCACAGCAGCCGCAUCAUUCGGACUCGGCGUCAUACUACCACGACGCACCGUCCCCCUCCUCGCAGAAACGCACGGCUUGGGGGCGUCCGCGCGGCCGGCGCACCAUCCAGGACAAGAUCGCCGAGCAGAACGCCCGUGCCGCCGAGAUCGAGCAGGAACUGCGGGCGGUGGGCGUCCCGGCCGUGCCCUCGCCCGGCCAGCCCAGCCCCAGUCUAGCCCGCCUGGGCAAGCCCGGGAGCGGGUCGGCCCGCAAGAAGACCGUCGCCGUGUCGGUCAUCCGGCGCUCGCCGGCCGUCGGCCUUCCUCUGUCAGCGCGCUCCUCCGCCUCCUCGGCGCUCUCGGACGACGGCUCCGUCAGCGUCAAGUACACCCCGCCCACCUUCAUCACGGAACCGUCCCUCCCCGCCGCCACCGCCCCCGCGGCGUAUUAUCCCCGCAUGAUGCUGGUGCCCGGGAUGAUGGUGCGGGUGGAACGGCCCGGCGGGGAACCGCUGUACAUUCCCCACAGCCUGGACCCCUCCGUGUACAAACACCACGCCAAUGACGUCGUUUCACACUCGAGGUCCCACGCCUACCCGCGCCUCUCGGGCCUCCCGGCCUCCCCCGCCGCCUCCAUCUCCCCGGAGCCGGCCGGCAGCGACCCGGGGCGGCCGCUGCGCGAGGAGCGCCUGUCCACCAAACUCAAACGCAUCCAAGCCAAAGCCGGCGCCCCCGCCGAAGAGAGCCCGCGCGGCUUUCUCAGCCAGAAGAUCGAGACGCUGAAACGCCGCGAAUCCAGUCUGCAACAGGAAUUCGAGGAGGUCAUCAACACGCCCAUCGGACCGCACGGCAUCAGUUCGGCGCAGGAACUCUUACAAGAACGCUACGACGAUGACGUGGAAAUAAAUAAUCAUCACAACGGCCGGGUGCUGUACCACAUGUUGAACGCCCCGGCGGUUGAUGCCGAACGCGCCUGGAAGAAGAAACGGCGCGGAUUGUAAUGCGGUUGAAUUGUGCGAUUUUUUCAAGUAUUUUCCGCGGUUGUUUGUGCGUCGUUAUUAUUCUCUCGGAAUCUAUCAUUCGGGUUGUUCAUUUUAUUAUUACUGUGGUGGUUUCUUUGUGUGUCAUAUGUUUUUGUUGGUCGUGUUUUGGGAGAGGCGAAUUUUUAUAUUAUAAAGAACGAUUGACAUGU